This is a messenger RNA of Botrytis fragariae, 1110 nucleotides long. RefSeq lists its product as uncharacterized. Bases 1 to 1110 code for a protein of 369 amino acids. The transcript has 2 exons. Lineage: Eukaryota; Fungi; Ascomycota; Leotiomycetes; Helotiales; Sclerotiniaceae. The record is from RefSeq and is a predicted model, not a curated record.
AUGAACGACCUCCGCCAUCCUCCGAACAAAGUUCCCGAAUCUCUCUACAUCGUCCACGAUCCCUCCAAUGACCAGGUCCCAGGAGGAAAGUCUUCUAAAUUGCAGGAAUCCCUUACUCCUUGGGAGAUAGGUCUUCGCCCUUACGAUAUCCUGAGUCUCAGCUGCAAGACUGCGAGCAGUUUCCUCCCUCUUCACUAUGGUGCCGCGAACGGACCUCGAAGAAAUCCUCCUAGUAUUUAUGUCACUGCGACGGAUGACAUCGAGGCUGCGAAGAAUGAAGUCAUUACAAGCGAGGGUGAGUUAGUGAUGUACAAUCUCAACGGCCGAUGCGAGGAAAUGAGAAAGUGUGCUAUUUUCAAAGCGUCAGAUUGGCUACGCGCUCUGAAUUUGUGGGACGGAGACAAUAAUGAAGAAGACGAUGAGAAGUUCGCUAGACAGAAAAGAGUGGGCUCGGAGUGGUUGAUUUGGCCAAGUGUACCAAAAGAGGCUGUCACUAAAAUGUCGACAAGAGAUGAUAUCCUCGACGAUGAUGAAGAAGAGGAAGAUCGUGCGGUUCAGAAACGUGCGCCUAGCCAAAAACAUCAAAACGCUGAUGCAAGUUCGAGCAGAAAUCAAAAUGCAGCUGCCAACAAGGGCAAAGCAAAACCUCCAUCGACUCUGCGUAGUCACAAGGGACUCAUGCGCAAAGAUAUAAAAGCAGACGGCACACCUCUGUUCAUGGUUUCGUUCUCCAAAAAUAACGAAUUUUCAUUUUCGACCAUUUACAUUAUUGAGGAACAAGAAACUGGCCCACAGUGUCUUAUUCAUUGGGGCCCCGGAAUAGAACCUAGCUGGGUUAAUAUACAAAUUGUUGAUGCCAGAGCUGUGAAGGACUACUGGCAACGCAACAUCAAGGGCCGAAGAAAUGAAAAGCCAAAGAAGGAAUACAACAUUCUAUUCGAAGAUCAGCAAAACAAGGAGACUAAGUUGGAUAGCAAGUUCUUGGUCAAGUGGGCCGAUUCUGAGACCUUGACUUGGGAAACUUAUGAAAGUAGUCCUGGUGUCACAAGACAUGCCGUCAAUGAGUUUCGAGCGAGGAGGGAUACAUGGCUGAGAUAUCAGUACAAGUGA